CCUAUGGACCCGCGUUGACCCAGCAUGGGCUACAACGGGGGAGUUGGGUAAUUGCUCCCGUUGCAUCCUGUUUCUGUCUGAAAACCCUUCUCUUUCUGAAUCCAUCUUUCAGUCUCUCACGUUCUGUCUCUCCCCUCCUCCUUCACCUUCCCUCCAUCCCUCUCCCUUGCGCACUUGCCGGGUACCAACUGAGUGCAUCCUUUUCCCAAACCUGCUCUGCUUCCAAGGGGCCCUUUUCUGUCUCCUCCACCUGUGCCCAUGUUUUGGGGACUGCCUGGAAAUCUGGGACACCCUCCUGAGGAGGGAGCUGGUGCCCAACAGCACCUCUUAGGAUUAACCCAGCCAGCUGCGUUUCUGGCCUCUGCAGAAUGACAUACAGAAGGCAUUUUAAGCAAGCGAGCUGAGCUCGCCGCAGGACUCCGACUACCAGGCACCAUUUUCAGAUUUCUCCAACCUCCUUGGUCACAACUUCAUGGCGUGCCAGUGCUCUGAAAGCACCUCCCUUCUCAACCAGGAAUCCUUCACCUGCUUCUUUCCCCAGAUGUGCACAUCCAGGCUCUAGAGGAUUGCAAAGGGCCCGGUAGAAUCAAAGAGGAAUAUACUUAUGCCACUUCCAGGGUGGCAGCACGCAAAGGGCGUCCCUGUCCCUCAAGGGGUCAUGGCCUCCAUGUUGCUCGCCCAGCGCCUGGCCUGCAGCUUCCAGCACAGCUACCGCCUGCUGGUGCCUGGAUCCAGACACAUUAGUCAAGCCGCAGCCAAAGUCGACGUUGAAUUCGAUUAUGAUGGGCCUCUGAUGAAGACGGAAGUCCCAGGGCCUAGAUCUCGGGAGUUAAUGAAACAGCUGAAUAUAAUUCAGAAUGCAGAGGCUGUGCAUUUUUUCUGCAAUUACGAAGAGAGCCGAGGCAAUUACCUGGUUGAUGUGGACGGCAACCGAAUGCUGGAUCUUUAUUCCCAGAUCUCCUCUGUCCCCAUAGGUUACAGCCACCCUGCCCUGCUGAAACUCAUCCAACAGCCUCAAAAUGCGAGCAUGUUUGUCAACAGACCCGCCCUUGGAAUCCUGCCUCCGGAGAACUUUGUGGAGAAGCUCCGGGAGUCCUUGCUCUCGGUGGCUCCCAAAGGGAUGUCCCAGCUCAUCACCAUGGCCUGCGGCUCCUGCUCCAAUGAAAACGCCUUCAAGACUGUCUUCAUGUGGUACCGGAGCAAGGAAAGAGGGCAGAGGGGCUUCUCCCAGGAGGAGCUGGAGACGUGCAUGAUUAACCAGGCCCCCGGCUGCCCCGACUACAGCAUUCUCUCCUUCAUGGGCGCGUUCCACGGGAGGACCAUGGGUUGCUUAGCGACCACGCACUCUAAAGCCAUUCACAAGAUCGACAUCCCUUCCUUUGACUGGCCCAUCGCACCGUUCCCACGGCUGAAAUACCCUCUGGAAGAGUUUGUGAAAGAGAACCAGCAAGAGGAGGCCCGCUGUCUGGAAGAGGUGGAGGAUCUGAUUGUGAAAUACCGGAAAAAGAAGAAGACGGUGGCCGGGAUCAUCGUGGAGCCCAUCCAGUCCGAGGGUGGAGACAACCACGCAUCCGAUGACUUCUUUCGGAAGCUGAGAGACAUCGCCAGGAAGCAUGGCUGCGCCUUCUUGGUGGAUGAGGUCCAGACCGGAGGAGGCUGCACGGGCAAGUUCUGGGCCCACGAGCACUGGGGCUUGGAUGACCCAGCAGACGUGAUGACCUUCAGCAAGAAGAUGAUGACUGGAGGCUUCUUCCACAAGGAGGAGUUCAGGCCUAAUGCUCCUUACCGGAUCUUCAACACCUGGCUGGGGGACCCGUCCAAGAACCUGUUGCUGGCUGAGGUCAUCAACAUCAUCAAGCGGGAGGACCUGCUAAAUAACGCAGCCCAUGCCGGGAAGGCCCUGCUCACAGGACUGCUGGACCUCCAGGCCCGGUACCCCCAGUUCAUCAGCAGGGUGAGAGGACGAGGCACCUUUUGCUCCUUGGAUACUCCCGAUGAUUCCAUACGGAAUAAGCUCAUUUUAAUUGCCAGAAACAAAGGUGUGGUGUUGGGUGGCUGUGGUGACAAAUCCAUUCGUUUUCGUCCCACGCUGGUCUUCAGGGAUCACCACGCUCACCUGUUCCUCAAUAUUUUCAGUGACAUCUUAGCAGACUUCAAGUAAAGAAGCCAUUUCCACUACAGUGAGAAAGCCCCGAUCUCAACAGUUGUCAAAUUGAUUAGUUUGCCUAAUUCAUGUUUUCACUUAAAAGUAUCAGAGGUGAAUGCACAGUGAAGGGUGAUUUGUGGGGAGGGAACAUUUUUGGUGGUCUCGGGGGAGGGGAGGGGAGGGAAGGGCUGGUGUUGAUUUUCCUCCCUGCAGAGCCAAUGGUGCACAUUGGUUUAAGCCCAGAGAUCCUGCUUGAGCCCUGGACUCAUCUUGGAAAGGGCCAUGGGAGGUCCUGGCUAGAGUUCUGCCUUGACCAACCUUGACCAACCCCAGCAUUUUUUCCAAAAGCCAGUCAAGGGCAUUACAUUUGUUCCUGGGACUGGCAGCUGGGCCUCCUGGAUGCCAGUCCAUCUCAAGUGCCAUAUUCUGUGAUCACGGAUGUUGGCUCCCCCUCACCCUAUGCAAGCAAACACACUCUCACCUCCUCACCCAGCCCCCCAGAGCUCGAGCACGCCCCACGCAUGGUGCAGGAGGGACUGGACAGAUCUGAGGAAGGCCGUAAAAUGGGGACAGGAGGAUUCAGCUCAGGGGUAAGGGAAGAGGUCCUCUGGCCCCCUGAAGAUGAGAAUCACUCCUCUCAGUGCACCUAGGGAUCCCCCUAAACUAUGAAUUCUGCCCUGGACAGGGCUUUGCCCUUGGAGGAUCCCCAGGUGGCAUCACCCGUGGUUCUUACUUGGCAUCCUCCAUUCCCCAAACUCCCUCCUCCCUGUUAAAUGUCAACCUAGACCUGGACCUGGGCAGGAGGAAACUGUAGCCUGAGUGUCCACAGGGACACACGUGAGCCCCAGGGCUAGAAGCACAGGCCUGCCACCCCAGGAGGAAAAGCCCAGGGUCUGGGGCAGCAGAGCCAUUGCAUCAUGUUUCCCAGGGCACCUUGAGGUCUGACUUUUGGCUCCCUCGCCCUAAGAGGCUCUUCCUCUCUUUUACUCAUCCACCUUCACACCACUUCUGAGCAGACCCCCAGGAACAGCUUGGCUGUUCCACCAGAGCACAGGGAAUCAUUGCUGGACUGGAUUUCUUCUGGAGGGAAGCACCAUGAAUUAAAGGUGCCAGAGCUCCAUGCAUGGAAAAGUGGCCUGUUGGUUCAACGUGGUUUCCUUGUACUUGAUCCUCCUGAAAUGGGAGAUUUUCCUGAGAUGACUGAGUAUGGAGAUUACCAGGCAGAUGAUACCGAAAUGCUUAACGGGGCUGUGGCUGAGGUUGUAGCAUCUCUGCUGGAGGUGAGACACUCUGGGAACUGAUUUGACCUCGAAUGCUCCUAAAAGAGAACUUGAUAGCCUGACAGCAGUGAAGUAUUAUUUGGUGGGGACUCUGAGAAAGCCUAGCUUGUAUUAUCUGUCCAAAAGGAAGCCUCUUCAUCUCCUGGUGCCUUGGUUGACUAUUUUGGAAAUAGGCAUAUCAAGGUUCCUGAUUCAGCACUUUGCUCUUUUAAUAACAAAUCAUCCAAAGAUCUCAAAGUAGGGGUUUUUUUUUAGCUUCCACUCUUCCGCAGACUUGGUCAUCGACCUAUUUUUGUUGAGGAAUGAAAGGCAAUGACAAGUUUAACAUAUACAAAUUAGUGAAUUCUUGUUCAUUUUGCAUUCCUGCAGUCAGUGCUAAUCCAUCGUUCUUAAUCACGAGUUCUGCCAGGUUUAAGGUCACCUGCACUCCCAGCUAAAUGCCUCCCACUCUCUGCAAGGUUUUCCUCGUUUUUAUAUUCAUUUAUUCAUCAUUCAUUCAUUCAUCUAACUUGCAUUAAAUACCUGCACCAUCCCAGGCCCUAUGCCGAGCAUCAGGAAUACAAAGAUGAGAUAAAACAUUGUUCCUGUCCCCGGGGGCUCACAUGCCACUGGAAACAACAGACUUAAACCAGCAAUUCAAGCAGGCGCCAAGUGCUAUGACAGAGGUGCGAGUAAAAGCAUCAGGAAAUCGGAGGGAGUACCACAAUUCACCCAAGGGUCAGAGGAGGUUUCAAAGAAAAGGUGUCAUUGGAGCAGUGUUUUGCAGAAUGAGCCAGAGUUCACCAAGCAGACAAGGCAAGGAAGAGUGUUGCAGAGAGGGAACAGCAUAUGCAAAGGCAUAUCAAUUCAUGGCAUCACAUCUUUCACUGGGGAGCCAGAUUCCACAGGCAGUAUCCCAAGGUUCAAUAAGGCCUUAUUUAACAAGCAAGCAAAAUGCAAACCAAACCAUUAUUCAUUUAUUGGCUUAAGUAUGCUUUCUCCUGAAAACUUUAGCAUUGGGUGCAAAUAUUCAGUAUGGUUCUCGGAGUCCAAAGGCUUUUAAGCCAGGGCACAACCAGAAAAUUGGCUCUCUUUGGUAGGGAGAGGGGCUCCAAUAUUUCGUUCUCUCCCCAUGGGGCACUGACAAAGAAAUGAAAUCGUUUUAUCUGGAAAAUUCCAGAUUUAUUAUUUACUCCUUACCAAGGGAAGUUACUUCUUGUAAAAACUUUUAAGCCAUUUAUCAACAAGUUCUUGUUGACUCAGGGCAUAAUGAGUUCCUGAGACAUCCUCUUUUGGGGGCUGGGGCUUUAGCUGGAAGCAUUUCAAGGAAAAGAAUUCUCAGCAGAGCUCAAGAUUGUAGAAACGCAGCAGAAGCUGGUAAAAACAUGGGGAGCCCGGAGGACAGGUUGCUGUCCAGGGCAGGGGACCAUGAAGAAGUGCUUCCGUGGCCAGCAGUCUGGAAAUGAAUCCAUCAUACAUUAGUGCCAUAGAGUUUAGUAACCGUCCAGCAAGUGUCGUCACUUUUACAGCAAACAAGGUCCAGUAAUAGCAAGUCUUAGUACAUCCUCACUUUUAUUAUAAAUGUGUGUUUUUUAAUAAUUUUUACUGACGCUCAGUAACCAUGCAAAAUUGUGUAUAGCAUUAAUGUAUCUAUAUAGCUAUACCUAUCUAUAUAUCAGCUCAUGGUAGAAAACCAUAGCUAAGUAGCAUCGCAGACUUACGCGUACAAAGUGAUCUUGUUUACAAGUAAUCUGUUGACAGUGCCAAUAAAUAACAAAAAAUUAACAUGUCACAAUGUAACGGAUGACCAUAUACACAAUUCCAUGAAUUAAAUCUGUUUCCUGUGUUAGUCAGUAUUCUUAAAUAAAAUUUAUAAUUGAAA
Pongo pygmaeus (Bornean orangutan) is the source of this 5287-nucleotide messenger RNA. It is a transcript of the gene ABAT, whose product is annotated as 4-aminobutyrate aminotransferase. Gene Ontology annotation, cellular component: mitochondrion. Gene Ontology annotation, molecular function: 4-aminobutyrate:2-oxoglutarate transaminase activity; pyridoxal phosphate binding. The record is from RefSeq and is a predicted model, not a curated record. The transcript is spliced from 18 exons. The coding region runs from base 605 to 2161 and encodes 518 amino acids. Gene Ontology annotation, biological process: GABA catabolic process. Lineage: Eukaryota; Metazoa; Chordata; Mammalia; Primates; Hominidae.